Messenger RNA from Staurois parvus, 1739 nucleotides. NCBI's taxonomy places the organism in Eukaryota, Metazoa, Chordata, Amphibia, Anura, Ranidae. The record is from the annotation of a GenBank genome assembly.
AUGGAAUGGUGGUGGAAAUCAUUACCUUUACUCUUCAUACUAAUAGAAGGUGCGUUGAGUAGACAUUGGGCGGCUUGGAUGCCAACGUCCAUUUCUGCUUUUAAAGACACUUGCGUAGCCAUCCCAUGUAGCUUCAACUAUCCAGAAGACAUCCGACCAUCGAUAAUCCACGGUAUCUGGUACUUCAACAGUCCGUACCCUAAAAACUUCCCUCCCGUGGUCUUCAAAACCAAGACCAACACGGCACACGAGAUCUACAUGGGACGGACCAAAAUGAUCGGGGAUCUCCAGGAGUCCAACUGCUCCGUACAGAUUGACCGGGUCAGCAGUGAGCUGCAGGGAAAGUACUACUUCCGAGCGGACCUGGGGGGGUAUAACCAGUACACCUACUCCGAGCAUGCCAACCUCUACAUCCUAGACGAGCCCUUUGUGGUCCAGCCGCAGGAUAUCAUCUCGGGCUCCGAGACGGAGAUCACAUGCUUGGUGGACGAUAACUGCCCCGACAUGAAGCCCACGGUGACUUGGAUGGACAUCGAGGGGCUGGAGCAUCACAUGGUGUUCGCCCGCCUGGAGGAGAACAAUCUGUCUUGGAAGCAGAUUUCCACCCUGAAAUUCCUGCCCACCCACAAGAACAACGGGCAGCGGCUCAGCUGUAGAGUCACCUAUCCGGGCACAGAACUGGAGUAUAAGGGGACCGUGACCAUGGAUGUAAAAUACGCCCCGCGCAUCGUGGAUAUAAACUCUUCCACGGAAACCACAGAAGGCACGCAAAUGAUGUUUGUCUGCAUCGUUGAUAGUAACCCCAUGUCACGUGUCAUGUGGCUGAAGGACGACGUGAUCUUAAAAGAAGACUUCACAGGAAAUCUCACCCUAGAGCUGGAGUAUGUAACCUACAACCACGAUGGCGUGUACCUGUGCACUGCAGAGAACGACUAUGGGAGGAUCAACAAGUCCAUGGGGCUGGCCGUCAUGUAUGCCCCAUGGAAACCUUCAGUGAACGCUUCGCUGGUCGCAAUUGAAGGCGAGACGGUCACCAUAUUCUGCAACACCCAGGGGAACCCCGACCCCAUCCUCUCCAUUGUCAAAGAUAAGCAAAUCCUCAACUCUGCCAUCUUUGAGAACGAGCUGGUCCUGGAGAUCCCGUCGGUCACCCACGAGCAUGACGGGGAGUAUUGGUGUCUGGCCGAAAAUCAGUAUGGACACAGCAACAGCUCCUUCAACCUCACUGUUGUGUUUUCGCCGAUUGUUUUAUCCGAAUCGAAGUGCACGGUGACGAAGGACAAUGUUCAGUGCAUGUGCACAGUCAAGUCCAACCCCGACCCGUACAUCAUGUUCGAGAUCCCUGAAAAGAACUUUACAGUGAGCGAGCUGAACGCGGAGUUCGUUCAUUCCCAGAGGAACGGCUACAUGGUGAGCAGCAUCCUGACGCUGCAGAAGGAGACGGAGCUUCCGAAAGUCGUCCUGUGUUCUGCAAGCAAUCUGUACGGCAAGAAGAUCCACGAGCUCGGGUUCCAGGACUCUGACAGCUUGCUCUGGGCGAAGAUCGGUCCCGUGGGAGCCGUGGUGGUUUUCGUCAUCCUUGUGGCGGUCGGUGGCUACAUGAUUAAGACCAGAGAAAAAAAGACCAUGACAGAAAGUUCUAGUUUCAUUCAGACAGAGACUUCCCCCCGUCGUACAGCGGAGACGCAUCGAAGAAGAAGAAGAAGAAGCCGUUAGGAAAAAUCGAGGUAAUAUUCUUC